This is a messenger RNA of Prunus persica (peach), 1348 nucleotides long. Its product is annotated as peroxidase 16. The record is from RefSeq and is a predicted model, not a curated record. Bases 124 to 1104 code for a protein of 326 amino acids. Gene Ontology annotation, molecular function: heme binding; peroxidase activity. Lineage: Eukaryota; Viridiplantae; Streptophyta; Magnoliopsida; Rosales; Rosaceae. Gene Ontology annotation, biological process: hydrogen peroxide catabolic process; response to oxidative stress. The transcript has 4 exons.
UUUUUAACAGCACCACUUUUCCUAUAUGCUUUUGUUUAUGUCAAUCUUGUACAACCACAUAGAAUUAUAUAUUGUAUAAAUAGGCAGCAAAUUAAGCACCAACAGCAAAUUAAAGAAAGAGACAUGGAAGCUCGCAGUUGUAUUGUUCUCUCAGCUUUGCUCAUCCCUUUUCUGCUUGGAACAGCUUGUGCUCAACUUAGGACAGAUUUCUACAAAGGCACAUGUCCAAAUGUUGAGUCCUUGGUCACCUCAGCUGUCAAAACCAAGUUCCAGCAGACCUUUGUGACUGCUCCAGCCACUCUAAGACUCUUCUUCCACGACUGCUUCGUUCGGGGUUGUGAUGCUUCCGUGUUGGUUCAAUCACCGACGAAUCAGGCGGAGAAGGAUCAUCCCGAUAACCUUUCGCUAGCUGGAGAUGGAUUUGACACGGUGAUCAAAGCCAAGGCAGCGGUUGAUAGUGACCCUAACUGCAGAAACAAAGUUUCAUGUGCAGAUAUUCUUGCUCUGGCAACUAGAGAUGUUGUAAACCUGGCUGGGGGACCAUCUUAUACAGUUGAAUUGGGGAGGCGUGAUGGAAGGGUAUCUACUAUUGCCAGUGUUCAAAGACGUCUUCCUCACCCUACUUUCAAUCUCGACCAGCUUAACACCAUGUUUAGCUCUCAUGGUCUCACCCAAACUGACAUGAUCGCAUUAUCAGGUGCACACACACUUGGCUUCUCUCAUUGCAACCGCUUCUCAAAUCGAAUCUACAACUUCAGCCCCGCAAAGCGUAUUGAUCCAACACUGAAUUCAGCAUACGCAUUGCAGCUCAGACAGAUGUGCCCCAUUAACGUGGAUCCAAGAAUCGCCAUUAACAUGGACCCAACCACACCCCGGACAUUUGACAAUGUCUACUUCCAGAACCUUCAGCAAGGAAAGGGUCUGUUCACCUCUGAUCAGAUACUAUUUACAGAUAAAAGAGCACAGGCCACCAUCAACACAUUUGCAUCAAGCAAUGCAGCCUUUAACCGGGCUUUUGUGCAAGCCAUGACCAAGUUGGGCAGAGUUGGGGUUCUGACUGGAAAUCAAGGUGAAAUUCGGAGUGAUUGCACCCGUCCGAACUAGAACAAUGGAGUACCAUUAGGAUAGCUUCAUCUGGAUUUUACCUCCAUGCUAUUUUUAUAAUGAUUUAAUUUUUUUCUGGAAUUGUAAAUUCUUGGAGUAUCAUAAAUUGUUCGUAUGAUGCAUGGUCAGGAUGUUUGAGUUUCAUUCAUUCGAAGACUAUACUAAUACAAUUAGCACACUGCUUAGUUGUGCAAGGAAUGUUCAAGUUGCUCAAAUAAUACAUUCUAGCAGUUGAAUUAAACUG